AUGUCUGGGAGGAAGGAGGUUAGGAGGGACGCCAGCAAAAAGCAUGAUGGCAUGAGAGGGGAAAACACCACCCCCCCAAUCAGCAGUCAAGACACCUCCCCUCAGCCCCCCAACAGUGGCAAAGCUUCCCCCCAGCCCCCCAUCGAUGAGCCCGACCCCCGGUCGGUAACAGAUGUGAGCCAGUCUGCACAGGCAGAACAGAUCAGGCAGACUUACACUAAGGAGGCAGUAGACAGCCACACCAACAAAGGGCUUGAGGAAGAGGCAGAAGAGGAGGAAUCAGAAUUGGGACGACUUCUUCGUGAGUUCGAGAAGGACCUUCAGAGAGUGGAAAGCCGAAUGCAAGUACUUGAUGACUGGCUGUCUGAUGAAGAUGAGGAGGAGGCAGAAGAGGAGAAGGCAGAAGUAGAUAUCCUCGUAGGUGAAGCGGACAUGGACCUUCAGAGAGCGGUGCAGGCUGAGGCACAGCAGGGAGCUGCACAGAUGGCCACAACAAUGGAGCAUCAGGUGCAGGCUGAGGCACAGCAGGGAGCUGCACAGAUGGCCACAACGAUGGAGCAUCAGGUGCAGGCUGAGGCACAGCAGGGAGCUGCACAAAUGGGCACAAUGAUGGGGCAUCAGGUGCAGGCUGAGGCACAGCAGGGAGCUGCACAAAUGGGCACAAUGAUGGUGCAUCAGGUGCAGGCUGAGGCACAGCAGGGAGCUGCACAGAUGGCCACAACGAUGGAGCAUCAGGUGCAGGCUGAGGCACAGCAGGGAGCUGCACAGUUGGGCACAACGAUGGUGCAUCAGGUGCAGGCUGAGGCACAGCAGGGAGCUGCACAGAUGGUGCAUCAGGUCCUGGAUGAAAUGGAGACGCUUAACAAGAACCAUCUUCAGCAGUCUGACCAGGAAACUGACGUGCUGCAGUACUUCCCAAGCUUCCAUGGAACCAAGGAGGAGCAGCUACAGGAAGAGCUGGAGCAGAUGGAGUUCAUGAAGAAUGAGGCACAGUGCCAGCUGGAGCACGAGAAGGAGAAGAACCAGAAACUGCAAGAACAGUUGGACAGUGUCUCUGGUGUGGUCAAUGAACUGAAUGAUUCCCUGCGCCAAACAACAAGGACACUUGAAUCCCAACAGGCAGCCCACUGGGAGGCAGAAGACCAACUAAAGAAGAAACUCCGAGAGAGCCAGGAGAAGUUGGAUUGUACCAACAAGGGAAUCUACAGUGCCGACGAGCGAUUAUGUUCCAUGGACGUGAUUAUGAACCUUCAGAUGAAAGAGCUGUCGGAGCAGGGUGCGUAUCUUGAGGCGUUGAGGAGGAAGUACAUAAGACUACGGGAAGAGCACAACAACAUGAUCAACAUCAACAGUAGGAAAGCCGACAUAACUAUCAAGGAACUCCAGGCCGCACUUCAGCAUGCGUACAGCUACCUCAGGCCCAAGAACUCAACACCACCUGGACACCGGACACUUGCAGUAACGAAGCCCAGCAUCGUCUCCUUUGAUCCUUCCUCCGAACAUAGGCUCGCUGUUUUAGCACCUGAAGUGUUCUCCUUGGAACCCCCCUCCUCUCAGUGCCAGUUGGAUCAUGUGACCAACCUGAAGCUGCAGCCCACUAGGUGCAAUGGUGGUGGCGACUUGGAGCUGGAUGCAUUUGAGGUAGUUCGCCUGGAGUCAGAGCUGGUAGCAGAGAGGCUGCUCCUUGAAGACUUGACCCAUGCGAAUAAGAGCUUGAAGGAAGACCUGGACAAGGCGCAGAAAAAAUACAGCACCACAAGGGCAGAUCUCUUGAACAAGGACAACAAGAUCAAAGAUCUUCACACACAGCUACAAAGGUAGGUCAACAAUCUUCAGGGUCUUUCUGUUUCCUCUCAAUUCAACUUUUUCUUUUAAAGACUAGGGG
Molecule: messenger RNA, 1885 nt
Organism: Branchiostoma floridae (Florida lancelet)
Lineage: Eukaryota; Metazoa; Chordata; Leptocardii; Amphioxiformes; Branchiostomatidae
Exons: 22
Coding region: 1-1821 (606 amino acids)
Source: RefSeq, a predicted model, not a curated record